GCUGCCGCUGCUGCUGCUGCGUGACGGACAGAGACCGUAGCGGUCCUGUUGUUCUCAACUAGCCGGCGGAACAGUGCUCGGCUCGGAGUGUGAUCUCUGCUAUGUAUGCAUAGAUGUGCAAAACCUCUGGAAUAUCCCAUCGCUGGAGAGGCUAUAAGCGUCCGGCGUGGAGGAACGUGUCUGUCAAGCCGACGAGAGGGAACUACGAUCCGGCGAGAGCAUGGCGGUAGAAGAGGAAGGUCUGCGGGUUUUUCAGAGCGUUAAAAUAAAAAUAGGAGAAGCUAAAAACAUCCCUCCAUACCCGGGGCCAAACAGGAUGAGGGACUGUUACUGCACUGUCAACCUGGACCAAGAAGAAGUCUUCAGAACGAAGAUUGUUGAGAAAUCACUCUGUCCGUUCUAUGGAGAGGACUUCUACUGUGAAAUACCACGUAGCUUCAGACAUCUCUCCUUCUAUAUCUUUGACAGGGAUGUCUUCAGGAGGGACUCAAGUAUUGGUAAGGUUGCGGUGAAGAAAGAAGACCUGCAUAAGUAUCACGGGAAAGACACAUGGUUCCAGCUCCAACCUGUCAGUGCUGACUCAGAGGUGCAGGGAAAAGUGCACCUGGAGCUACGUCUGAGUGAAGUCAUCACAGACAGCGGAGUCAUCAACCACAAGCUAGCCACGCGAGUGCUAGAGUGCCAAGGUCUUCCAAUCGUCAACGGCCAAUGUGACCCUUAUGCUGCUGUCUCACUUCUGGGUCCUUCCAGGACAGAAGCAAAGAAGACCAAGGUGAAGAGGAAAACCAAUAAUCCACAGUUUGACGAGGUUUUCUAUUUUGAGGUGACACGGCCCUUAAGCUACACAAAGCGACAGUUUGAUGUUGAAGAGGAAGACGUGGACAAACUGGCUCUGAGGGUGGACCUGUGGAAUGCUAGCAACUUGAAGUUUGGUGAUGAGUUCCUGGGAGGUGUGCGUGUUCCCCUCAGAAUUCUGGGUCAGUUUGGAGUCCACGAUGCAUGGUACUAUCUGCAGCCCAGGGAAAAUGGAGGGAAGUCGGUCAAGGUGGAAGAGCUUGGAUCGCUGCGCCUAAAUAUUGUUUACACCGAGGACCACGUCUUCCCCUCUGAGCACUAUACCCCCCUCAGAGAUUUGCUGCUUUACUCUGCCAAUGUACAGCCUGUUUCGGCGUCAACAGCUAACAUUCUAGGGGAAGUGUGUCGAGAGAAGCAAGAAGCUGCCAUUCCGCUUGUGCGUCUCUUCCUCCACUAUGGCAAGAUUGUGCCUUUCAUCAGCGCCAUUGCUCAUGCUGAAGUUAACCGUACACAGGAUCCAAACACCAUUUUUCGGGGAAACUCGCUGACAUCCAAAUGCAUCGACGAAACCAUGAAACUGGCAGGGAUGCAUUAUCUGCAAGUCACACUUAAACCAAUCAUAGAUGAGAUCUGCACAGAACACAAGCCCUGUGAAAUUGACCCAGUUAAGCUCAAGGAAUCAGAAAACCUGGAGACAAAUAGAGAAAACCUUCGUCACUAUGUGGACCGUAUCUUUAACGUUAUCACCACCUCUGGCGUUCGCUGUCCCACUGUCAUGUGUGACAUCUUUUUCUCACUUCGAGAGUCUGCUGCCACACGUUUCCAAGUGGACCAGGAUGUCCGAUACACAGCAGUGAGCAGUUUCAUCUUCCUGCGUUUCUUUGCUCCAGCCAUCCUAUCGCCCAAUCUCUUUCAUUUACGGCCACACCAUCCAGAUCCCGCUACCUCUCGAACGCUUACCCUCAUCUCCAAAACCAUCCAGACGUUGGGAAGUCUUGCCAAGUCAAAAUCUGCCAAUUUCAAAGAGUCGUACAUGGCAGCAUUUUACGACUACUUCAAUGAGCAGAAGUAUGCAGAUGCUGUGAAGAAUUUUCUGGACCUCAUAUCCACUUCAGGGAAGUGGGAUCAGAAGAGUAUUGAAACACCAAUCAUGCUGAAAGAGGGGAGUGUAAAAGUCACUAUAAAGAGGGUUGAUGGGAAGGGGUCAAAAGGCACCAAGGGCAGAUUUAUGAUAAAGAGAGCGCAAGGAAGGAACCGGUUUGGAAUGAAGAACUUUAAAAAGAGAUGGUUUCGUCUCACCAACCAUGAGUUCACUUACCACAAGACUAAAGGAGAGGGAGCUUUGUGCAGCAUUCCCAUAGAGAACAUUCUGGCUGUAGAAAGGCUGGAGGAGGAGUCAUUCAAGAUGAAAAAUAUGUUCCAGGUGAUCCAGCCAGAGAGGGCACUCUACAUCCAAGCCAACAACUGUGUUGAGGCGCGAGAUUGGAUCGACAUCUUGACCAAAGUCAGCCAAUGCAACCGCAAGCGUCUAAGCACAUAUCAUCCUUCAGCCUACCUCAACGGCCACUGGCUCUGUUGCAAGCUCUCUGCCGACACGGCGCCUGGCUGUACGCCCUGCACUGGCGGCCUCCCUGCCAACAUCCAGCUGGACGUAGACGGAGACAGAGAGACCGAGAGGAUCUAUUCCCUGUACAGCACAUACAUGACCAAACUGAUCAAGAUGCAAGAGGCCUGUGGCAGUAAGUCAGUGUACGACGGACCCGAGGAAGAGGAAUACUCCAGCUUUGUCAUUGACGACCCCCAGGAGACCUACAAAACCCUGAAGCAGAUCGUUUCUGCUGUACAGACUUUGGAACAGCAGCACACCAAGUACAAACGAGACAAGUUCAAGAAGACCAAGAUUGGCAGCCAAGAACAUCCAAUAGGGGACAAGAGUUUCCAGUGCUACAUCCGUCAGCAGUCAGAGAGCUCCACCUAUUCCAUCUGACCAUGACUCUUGAGACUCCUUCGGUGAUGUUCACAAUCGGCACGUUGGACUUGACAGUAAAUCACAGUCCAUUUGUUCUGAAGUGGCUUGCACCUGAUAUGCUGAAUUCAGGGAAAAUACCAGUUUUAAGUUUCCUACCAGGAGUAUCACGGGACAGUGGUGGUCUCAAGAUGCAUCACUCCACAUAUAUGGAGAAAGAGACCUCAGAUUAGAAGAGGAACAUAAGUCGAGUAAGAAGAAGAAGUUGAAGAACUUCAUCCUUUCUGUGCGAUGAUGACAGAACAAACCUUUUUACUGGACAGCUUUUACAGUGAACGACAUGCACUUUAAUUGCCUCCAAAUCAAUGACUUGCAGCACAUUUUCAAAAACUAUAUUUUAUGGCUUUCAUUUGUAUUUUGGUUUUUGUAAUAGUUCUUUGUGUAUCGCAUCUCACAGACCAAAACUUAAGAAGGAGCAACAGUAUUCCCUAUUUUUUUCCUGCCUAGGAAUAUCGGGUCGAUAGCUCACAAAAACAGAUUGACGGGACCAAGUGCAGCCUGAUGCGCUGCACGUGUGAGAGAAAUCACACUCCACUAGCACCCACUUCCAUUGUUUAUCAUCAAUGUGCUAACAGAUGCUGAGCUUGUAUUUGCUGUAGUGUUUUGAUGUCAUGCCCUGGCCUGCUCUGUGAGAUUUCAACUGAAUCAAAAAAAAAAAACCUGCAAGGCUUGUUUGGCUUCUAUCCUAGCAGUUUGAAAGCCGUUGGCUUUGCAUGUCUUCAUUGUUGGAGGUCUUUGGCAUCAGGAUGGAAAUGGUCUCAAGCUAAGUACUAAAUGCUUCACCCGUUUCACAAUCUUAUACAUUAGCCACACAUACGUGGUCAUAAGUCAUUUGGUUACAGAUUGUGAAGACCAUUUAUCCAUGCAUGAGGAAAGUUCACAAAAGACAGAUCAUCUAACAUCCUGAACAAAAAUAAUAAUUUUUAUUGUGGCAACAGUUGCAAUUGAGCUGGAAAUUUUUAUCAAAGGGGCUGAGAUCACUUCUACCUGUAUGCAGAGAUAAAAGUAAUGGCAUCCAUUUGUUUGUUUAUUUUCUGUCUCGGUUUGAAGACAGAAGACCAACUACCCCUCAACUAUGAAAAUAGAGGAAUCUUCACACAAUUCUCGAGCAACUGAGAAUUGUCUUUAGCUUUAGACCUAAUUCAUACAUCUUCCGACAUUCAACCCAUCUCAAGUUAUUAUCGUGAAAUGGGUCAUGGUUACUAGCUGUGUUUCCUAUUGGCUGCCUAAUAACUUUAUUUUAGUGAUGUAGCUGUGCGUUGCAGUGGAAACAUGGGCCUGUAGUGUCAAAUGUAUUUGAGAUGCUGCCUGCUGCCAAGCUUGCCCAUCAGCACCUCAUGAUCCGUUGAAGGUACUGGAUUUGAAUUGUUCUGACAUUAUUGGGUGUGUGUGUGUGUGUGUUGUCAUUGCAUCCUCUCUUUGUUUUAUUCAUCAUCAUUACAUCAUUACAUUUUCUUGCCAAACCAGUGCAUGUGUUGUCAUGACAGAUUCCAGUCACACAGACUUUAUAUCUCAGAAUUUAAGAGCCUGGUUGUGUACCCUCAGUGGUGGUGAGUGCCAGUCAUUAUCUCUUUAUUAAAAGGUGUGUGUGUGUGUGUGUGUGUGUGUUUAUACCUGUGAUGUUUAAAAAGCAGACACUCUGCUGGAUAACAUCUAUUUAGUUAGCCGGUUCUAUGAAUUUGACUCAUUGUCGUACAGACAUCUUGCAUCUGAGUUGAAUGACUGAAGUGUUUCUUAAUGUACAGUAUGUGCUUGUGAGCGUGUGUGUGAAUGUGUAGCUGACAUGCCAAGUGAAUUAACCCAGUGUUAGCGGUGAGAAGGCAGCAUGCCAGUGGUAAUUUUUUAUUAUUUUUUUAAAAUCACUGCCUGUAAUGAUACUAAUGCAACUGUCUUAUGUUGUUCCUGUACUUCUUAAUAUGUACAACCACAGUUCUUUAUCAUAGAACAUAAUUAACUCCCUCCAAACAUGCACGUGUGUCCAUUAAUGUCUCAGGUUUAUAGUAUAAACCACACACAACCAAGCCCGGUCAUUCACAUUAUUUUUUUAAUUAACCGUCUUGCAAACAUCAGCUGUGUUUUGGGGAAAAUUUGUUAAAGUAAUGGCAACAUCUCCCGCCCUGAAGUCUACAAAGGACUGAUUUAUGCAAAACAAAUUCAUUUUCCCACCUUGCAAUAAUAUUGACCUUACCCCAUGAAUUUGCAAAUUAACAACACGCAAAAUCAACAUGUAUUUGUAUUUUGUACAUAUAUUUUAAAAGUAAAAUGAGCUUAUUGUAAGUGUACUGUAUAUUCAACAGUGGGAUGAAUGGUGAAAUGUAUUGUGCUCUUUUCCAUUAACAAAAUGAAAAUAUUAAUGCAAA
Molecule: messenger RNA, 5181 nt
Organism: Phycodurus eques (leafy seadragon)
Lineage: Eukaryota; Metazoa; Chordata; Actinopteri; Syngnathiformes; Syngnathidae
Gene: rasa3
Product: RAS p21 protein activator 3
Exons: 25
Coding region: 221-2782 (853 amino acids)
Biological process (GO): regulation of GTPase activity; intracellular signal transduction; negative regulation of Ras protein signal transduction
Molecular function (GO): GTPase activator activity
Source: RefSeq, a predicted model, not a curated record